Messenger RNA from Pieris macdunnoughi, 405 nucleotides. NCBI's taxonomy places the organism in Eukaryota, Metazoa, Arthropoda, Insecta, Lepidoptera, Pieridae. The record is from the annotation of a GenBank genome assembly.
AUGGGCCUUUUACUUCUAUUGAAAUCGACUCAGGAUCUCCAAGCCAAAGGUCGAGCUUCUACUUCUUUGGACUCUGGAUCUCCUGGCUCAGUACGUGAUGAACUAAGAAACAACAGUAAAACCAUUCAUUUGAUUUGUCACAUAUUGCAGACAACAACAUUCCGUCCUAGAGCCGCAAAGAAAGGACUUCGCACUGAUGAGACGGCGUUGAAAAUCGUCGCUGACAACAUUGAUGUAAAUAAUAUGGAUUCAAGAGACUGGUUAGCAAUUGAAGUCGCAGUUGGAAGACUGAAAACAAAAGAGGAAAAUGUAAAAUAUUUCUUGAAUUCCUCUUCACGCACAGUAGUACUUUGUGGCUAUUGUUUGCCGGGGUGUAGACUCACUGUAGCUGUCGCAGCCAACUAG